Molecule: messenger RNA, 1462 nt
Organism: Styela clava
Lineage: Eukaryota; Metazoa; Chordata; Ascidiacea; Stolidobranchia; Styelidae
Source: RefSeq, a predicted model, not a curated record
GUACUAGUCUACAAAAUUGAAACAUUAAGCCUUCACUAUGUCAAAUUUAUUCUUUCAAAUACGAGAUUUUGUUCAUUGCACCCUUGCUGUUCUAUUCAUUGCUGUAUUUCCUUCAAUCCAUGGGUUCUGCAACGUCACAAAUUUGAAUCUUACCAAUCAAACCGGAUUUAUCAGAUCACCACCUCCGGUAGAAAGUCAAAGUCAAGAUUGUACAUGGAAUUUUUCUCCCAGUGGAAGUGCCAUUGUUUUAUUGAUCAAGGAUAUGAAUUUUAUACUCAACUAUCGUCAACAGUAUUGGUGGUAUUCAGCACAACUAACUCUUGAAGGUCACAACAUCAAUGACUUUAAAAAGGGAGCUUGUUUCAUAUUCCUUCCUGAUGAUGACGUCACUUGUGACACACUUGAAAUUACAACCAGCGAUUGCGAUUCUAAGCUGUUGUUUUCUGGCAACACAACUUUUCCUCCAACACUGUCCUAUAAAACUUUACAUUUGUAUUACAAGAAAGAACAUGCGUUUGAAAUGAAGUACACCUACGUUCCUUGCAAGAAAAAUAUGAAACCUGUUAGCAAUAUUAUUCUUUUUAAAGCAAAAGUUGACCGAGGGGCCAUUAUGAGCUUCCAAGAUAGUAAAAAGGAAAUCCACAAGAGGGAGGAAGAGACAAAAAUUGACCCGGUCGUAAUAGCUCUGGGAAUUUUAUGCGGCGUGUUAGCAGUAGCUGUCUUCUUUCUCGCGUGGAGGCUAUGUACCACAAAGAAAGAAAAGAAGAAGUCUCAUGCCAGGGAAAAUGAUCGUGCUCAAAUACUCUUAUGAUAAAAUGGAAGAAUUGUACAUUUUCAGAGAGCAAUAUUAGAAUUUUUUAAUAGAUCUUCUGUCCUUUAUACUUAAACGUUUUAAUAUGUGAAACGAGAUGUUAUUGUCGACGAAGAAAAGCAAGCAAAUUCUGUAAUGAAUGAGACUCUGGCAACUAUUUCACAUCAUGAUUUUUCAGUCAGGGAAUGAUUCCAUUUCAAAUAUAGCUUUAGUCGACAUUAAUAUUUUAAAUUAUUGCGCUAUCACCAGUCUAAUGGCUACAGUUAGUAGGUAUUUUUUGUUUAAGUGUAUAUUAUUUUCUUCUACUCAUAUUAUGUUUUUGACACAUUUGAAAUAUUAUGUGACUUUAAUAAAAACAGAACAACAAUUGGAUCUUGAUUACGUAUAUUAGAAGCAACAAUAAUGUGGAAAUCCAAUAUCUUAAACUUCCAUUCACUAUUGUGUGUUGUCUUCUCUGCUCCAGAAUUUAUUUUUUGGUUUAUUGAGGCUGAUUUAAUUUUUUUAUUUCCCAAUGCUUAUUUAUGUAACAUAGCGUUACUUUGAAAUUUCCUUCCGGACAUAUUAAUCAGCUAUAUUUUCUUAAUUUCAUGAUUAUAUUUAGAGAACUAGCACGAAUAUUUUCAAUUGAUUUUGAAAAUAAAAGAAUGGAUU